UCGAUCGCGCAGCAACCAUGAAAUUGGGAUCGCCCCCCGCCUUCCUCCUCAACGCCGCCGCUGUCUACGGCACCGCCGCCGGCUACUGCCUCUCGGCGUCGCUCCUCUCCAUCAUCAACAAGUGGGCGGUGAUGCGCUUCCCCUUCCCGGGCUCGCUCACCGCGCUCCAGUACGCCACCAGCGCGCUCGCCGUCUUCCUCCUCGGCCCCGGCGGCGCGGGGCUGCUCGACCACGACCCCCUCCGCGCCGCCACGCUCCUCCGCUUCAUCCCCGCCGCGCUCUGCUACUACAUGUCCCUCUUCACCAACAGCGAGCUCCUCCUCCACGCCAACGUCGACACAUUCAUUGUGUUUCGCUCCGCCGUGCCGCUGCUGGUGGCCGUGGGCGACACACUCUUCCUCCGCCAGCCCUGGCCGCUCCCAAGAACCUGGGCGGCGCUGGCGCUCAUCCUGGGCGGCGCCGCCGCGUACGUGGCCACGGACUCCCACUUCGAGCUCCACGCGUACGGAUGGGCCAUGGCCUAUUUGGCCAGCAUGGCCGUCGACUUUGUGUAUAUCAAGCAUGUGGUCAUGACCGUGGGGCUGGGUACGUGGGGCCUCGUGCUCUACAAUAAUUUUGAGGCCCUGCUGCUAUACCCGGUGGAGCUGCUAGUCACUGGCGAGGGGAGCGCGGCAGUGGCGUCGUUUCGUGGUGGGGCGGCGGUGGCGGGCGUGGCGGCGGUGGAGUGGCGCUCCUUGGGCACCUGGCUGCCCGUGGUGCUGUCGUGCGCGUUUGGGCUGUCGAUUUCGUUCUUUGGGUUUGCCUGCCGGAAGAACAUCUCCGCCACGAGCUUCACGGUGCUCGGGGUGGUGAACAAGCUGCUCACCGUGGUGAUAAAUCUGGUGGUGUGGGACAGGCACGCGUCGCUGGCGGGGACGAUCGCGCUGCUCACCUGCAUUGGCGGGGGGAUCGCGUACCAGCAGUCGCUGGAGAAGCGCCCCCCACCGCUGGACGAUCAGGAUCCAGAGGAGGAGGAGACUGACACGGAUCAAGAAGAGAAGAAACCGUUGAAUCCACAGGAAAAUUCUUUGGAUGUAGAGCUAGGAGAGACAAGGAGCACGAUCGAUCAGAGUGACAAAUGAUCGACUCGAGAUAACGAACAUUUUUUUAAAAUAAUCGCUCCCGCCUAUUUGCUUUA
Selaginella moellendorffii is the source of this 1177-nucleotide messenger RNA. RefSeq names its product GDP-mannose transporter GONST3. Gene Ontology annotation, molecular function: antiporter activity; GDP-fucose transmembrane transporter activity. The record is from RefSeq and is a predicted model, not a curated record. Lineage: Eukaryota; Viridiplantae; Streptophyta; Lycopodiopsida; Selaginellales; Selaginellaceae. Gene Ontology annotation, cellular component: Golgi apparatus. The transcript has a single exon. The coding region runs from base 18 to 1121 and encodes 367 amino acids.